GUGCCAGCUGUUCUAUUCUCCCUCCUUUCGAUUUCAAAUCUCUCUUUGACCUUCUCCUCAUUCGCUCGCUCUCUAAAUCUAUGCAGAUCAGCCCAAGUCUUCCGGCGCAGCACCUCCACCUAGUUCAGGUCAGACGCAGCAGCUUCAGAUGCCAGCAAUCUCCGUUAAAUCCUUUAACGAAACCCAGUUCGGCGGCGACUCAAUCUCUGAAGUCGGUUACUUCAACUGAGUUUACUAAGAAACACCUUUCCAAUCUUGAAAAACUUCUUCAGAAACAGUCUGUUCCGGAGACUAACCUUGCUGAACCUUUACAACCGGUUCAUAAAGUUUCUGAUGGGAACAAUAAUCACAAUAAUAAUAGAUCUAUAUUGGCAAUCAAAGGCAAAGCUUUAUUUGAAAGCCUCAACUUGGCUAGGAUGUGGCCUGAAAUGAAAGCUGGUGAAGAAAUGUCCCCCAGACAUCUAAACAGGCUUCAACGCUUGUUGUCCAAAACGGCGGAGUAUUCUCCCAGGAAUAAUCUCGGUUCUCGGUGGAGAGAGUAUCAUGGAAGUAACGAUUGGGCCGGACUUCUUGACCCGCUGGAUGAGAAUCUCCGGCGCGAGGUGGUGAGGUAUGGAGAACUCGUGCAAGCAGCGUAUCAUGCUUUCCAUUCGAAUCCCGCCAUGUCAACAGAGGAGGCACCGUUGCCUAGACACGUGACUUUGCCUGACAGAUCAUAUAAGGUAACAAAGAGUCUAUACGCUACAUCCUCCGUGGGUUUGCCCAAAUGGGUAGAUGAUGUAGCACCGGAUCUCAGUUGGAUGACCCAGAGAUCCAGCUGGGUCGGGUACGUGGCGGUAUGUGACGACAAAAGGGAGAUACAGAGGAUGGGAAGGAGGGACAUAGUGAUCGCAUUACGUGGGACAGCCACGUGUCUUGAAUGGGCUGAGAACAUGAGAGCCAAUUUAGUGGAUAUGCCAACAAACCAUGACGCGACCCACGGACAAGCCAAGGUGGAAUGUGGAUUCUUGAGCCUAUACAAGACCAGGGGAGCCCAUGUGCCGAGCCUAGCCGAAUCAGUGGUUCAAGAGGUAAAAAGGCUCGUUGAACGGUACAAGGGUGAGACCCUAAGCAUCACAGUCACAGGCCACAGCCUCGGAGCAGCCUUGGCCCUAUUAGUAGCAGACGAUUUGAGCACCAUACAAGCGUCUGAAAUCCCGCCGAUUGCAGUAUUUUCCUUCGGGGGACCUAGAGUUGGAAAUAGAGGAUUUGCGAACCAAAUCAAAGGCAACAACGUUAAGGUGUUGCGAAUUGUGAACGAUCAAGAUGUUAUAACCAAGGUUCCUGGAUUGCCGGUAGUUGAAGAACUUAACGACAACUUGCCAAUGGCAUAUUCACACGUGGGAACAGAGCUUCGGGUGGAUACAAAAAUGUCUCCCUAUCUAAAGCCAAAUGCUGAUGUGGCGUGCUGUCAUGAUUUGGAGGCGUAUCUGCAUUUGGUUGAUGGGUUUUUGGCUUCUAAUUGUCCUUUCAGAUCAAAUGCAAAGAGGAGUUUAGUGAAGUUGCUGAAUGAUCAAGGGUCUAACGUCAAGAAAUUGUAUAUAAGCAAAGCUCAUGCUUUGAGCUUGAAUCUUGAUAGGUCGGGAUUCUCACCUUCUGGUUGUUUGCCCAGCCCAUCUCAAUAAAACCUUUUUCUCCUUUUUGUAUGAGAUUAAGUGUCAAUUAAAAAAUCAAAUGAAAAUAGACUUUUGAUAUAAUUUUCAAGUUGUUUUUUUAU
This is a messenger RNA of Manihot esculenta (cassava), 1756 nucleotides long. Its product is annotated as phospholipase A1-Ibeta2, chloroplastic. The record is from RefSeq and is a predicted model, not a curated record. Bases 81 to 1664 code for a protein of 527 amino acids. The transcript has a single exon. Gene Ontology annotation, molecular function: glycerophospholipase activity. Lineage: Eukaryota; Viridiplantae; Streptophyta; Magnoliopsida; Malpighiales; Euphorbiaceae. Gene Ontology annotation, biological process: lipid metabolic process.